CAUAUCUGACAAGUACGGAGAUCAUCCCCAUCCUAGGGAGAGAGAUAGCAGAACCGUAGUAGAGGGGGAGGCAAGAAGCUGCAUUUUACCGUGAGAGGAUACUGUCAAAAUAUAAUAAAUGAAGGUGCACACAAAAAUCAAAUAAUCGUCGGCGCAAAUCAUUAUAACAACCAGAGAAAAACGUAGAACAGAAGAAAGACGUUUUGCAAGGGGUUUUCCGAUUGUUUCAGCACACACUGACAAAGAAUACGCUAUUUUACAAAGAUGGGUAACCGAGGGAUGGAAGAUCUAAUUCCCCUGGUAAAUAAACUCCAGGAUGCCUUUUCUGCAAUCGGACAAAACGCCAAUCUGGAUCUCCCCCAGAUUGCGGUGGUUGGGGGUCAAAGUGCUGGCAAAAGCUCCGUCCUGGAGAACUUCGUUGGGAAGGACUUCCUUCCCCGUGGAUCUGGCAUCGUCACCCGACGUCCUCUUGUUCUGCAGCUCAUUAACUGUCCCACAGAAUAUGCGGAGUUCCUGCACUGUAAAGGGAAGAAGUUUGUUGAUUUUGAGGAGGUCCGGAUGGAGAUUGAGGCCGAGACUGACCGCAUCACUGGGAGCAACAAAGGGAUCUCCUCCAUCCCCAUCAAUCUGCGGGUCUCCUCACCCCAUGUCCUGAACUUGACCCUAGUGGAUCUCCCUGGGAUGACGAAGGUGCCGGUGGGCGACCAGCCGGCCGACAUUGAGCACCAGAUCAGGGAUAUGAUCAUGCAGUUCGUCACCAAGGAAAACUGCCUCUGCCUCGCUGUGUCUCCCGCCAACUCGGAUCUUGCCAACUCGGAUGCUCUCAAGAUUGCCAAAGAAGUUGACCCACAAGGUCAGCGCACCAUUGGUGUCAUCACCAAACUGGAUCUGAUGGACGAGGGCACAGACGCUCGAGACAUCCUGGAGAACAAGCUGCUCCCACUGCGAAGAGGGUACAUCGGCGUGGUGAACCGCAGUCAGAAGGACAUUGAUGGGAGGAAGGAUAUCCAGGCGGCACUGUCAGCGGAAAGGAAGUUCUUCCUGUCCCACCCAAGUUACCGACACAUGGCCGAUCGCAUGGGCACCCCUUAUCUGCAGAAAGUGCUCAACCAGCAACUGACCAAUCAUAUCCGGGACACGCUGCCCGCGCUGCGCAACAAGCUGCAGAGUCAGCUGCUGUCCAUCGAGAAGGAAGUGGAGGAGUACAAGAACUUCCUCCCAGACGACCCCUCGCGCAAGACCAAGGCACUGCUGCAGAUGGUGCAGCAGUUUGCGGUGGAUUUUGAGAAGAGAAUCGAGGGAUCAGGAGAUCAGAUCGACACCUAUGAGCUUUCAGGGGGAGCCCGGAUCAACCGCAUCUUCCAUGAGCGAUUCCCCUUUGAGCUGGUCAAGAUGGAGUUUAAUGAGAAGGAGCUGCGCAGGGAGAUCAGCUACGCCAUUAAGAACAUCCACGGUAUCAGAACCGGCCUCUUCACUCCAGACAUGGCCUUUGAGACCAUUGUGAAAAAACAGAUUAAGAAGAUAAAAGAGCCUUGCCAGAAAUGUGUGGACAUGGUCAUUUCUGAGCUAGUCGAUACCGUUAGGCAGUGUACCAAGAAGCUGGGGCAGUACCCCCACCUUCGAGAAGAGAUGGAGCGCAUUGUCACCACGCACAUCCGAGACCGCGAGAGCAGAACCAAAAACCAGGUGAUGUUGCUGAUAGAUAUUGAACUGGCUUACAUGAACACAAACCAUGAGGAUUUCAUUGGAUUUGCCAAUGCCCAACAGAGGAGCAGCCAGAUGAGCAAGAAGAAGGCAGCCGGCAAUCAGGAUGAAAUCAUGGUGAUCAGGAAAGGCUGGCUUACCAUCAACAACAUUGGCAUCAUGAAGGGAGGUGCCAAGGAGUACUGGUUUGUGCUGACGGCCGAGACUCUAUCCUGGUACAAGGAUGAUGAGGAGAAAGAGAAGAAGUACAUGCUCCCUGUGGAUAACCUGAAGCUGAGAGAUGUUGAGAAGGGAUUCAUGUCCAGCAAGCACAUCUUUGCUCUCUUCAACACGGAGCAGAGGAACGUGUACAAGGACUACCGGCAGCUGGAGCUGGCCUGCGAGACCCAGGAGGACAUCGACAGCUGGAAGGCCUCGUUCCUUCGCGCCGGGGUCUAUCCAGAGCGCAUCACGGAUAAGGAUAAACAAACCGAGUCGGAGGAGAAUGACUCGGACAGCUUCAUGCACUCCAUGGACCCCCAGCUGGAGCGCCAGGUCGAGACCAUCCGCAACCUGGUGGACUCCUACAUGGGCAUUGUGAACAAGACCGUACGGGACCUCAUGCCCAAGACCAUCAUGCACCUCAUGAUCAACAGUACCAAGGAGUUUAUCCACGCUGAGCUGCUGGCUUCCCUGUAUUCCUGCGGAGACCAGAACACUCUGAUGGAGGAGUCAGCCGAGCAGGCCCAGCACCGUGACGAGAUGCUGCGCAUGUACCACGCUCUGCGGGAGGCGCUGAGCAUCAUUGGGGAUAUCAACACCACCACCACCAGCACCCCCACACCCCCGCCCGUCGACGACUCCUGGCUGCAGGUGCAGUCGCAGCAGUCUGGCAGGAGGUCUCCCGCCUCCAGCCCCACUCCACAGAGGAGAGCCCCAGCAGUGCCCCCUACCCGGGCUGGCUCCAGAGGCCCUGCCCCCGGACCACCCCCCGCGGGGGUCCCACCUGUCCCCUCCCGCCCCGGAGCGUCCCCUGACCCCUUUGGUGGCCCCCCUCCUCAAGUCCCCUCACGACCCAACCGGGCUCCCCCCGGCGUCCCUAGAAUUAUUAUCCGUGACCCAUGAGGACUAACGCUAAUGCCGGAGGGCCCCUGCAUCACCUACCCAACCCACAGUUUCCCGGACAACAGAGCCCCCCCUCUUAGACCUCUAACUGCUGGCAUCCGCCUGUCCCCUAUGGGCUGCAAUAGAUGCCCUUAGCCCUACGCCCUGACUGUGAUGUGCAGUUCAACCCACCUCCCCUUUCCCCAGCACACACAAACGAACAAGUGUGAUACAUUCCCAUCUAGUGUAGAGUAGAUAGUGUUUACAGUGUGUCUCCUGAUACAGUCUAGUAUUUGUAUUUUGUAGAGUAGAUUAAAUGACUCCUAUCUAAUGAAAAAAGUGUAGUGUGAAUUACAUCCAGACUAUAUCUAUAUCUAUAUAUAUUAUAUAAUGAUGCAUCUUUAUGUGUCUAUAAUUCCAAGGGCACCUACUCUGUCUGUAUGCCCACAGGCGAGCUGUGAUGAAGGUCCAGUUAGGUCAGUAUGUCCACACAUGGACUGGGCAUAUCGAGUGGAAUGUUACUCAAGCUCGUGUCGGAGUAGAUAGCUUUUCAGAACGACUGUGUCAACAACUGAAAAACAAAAUGCUAAAUAAAUACACUUAAAAAUGUAACUCAUUCUGUGUUUGUAUUGUCCAGUUUUAAAAGCAACAAAUUGUGUACUGUAUAUCGUUCUCUUGGGAAUUGUGCAAUUAAGUUGUGUGUGAGGGUGUACUCACUCUUUACAGCUAUCUGUGUGACAGACUUUUACCCCAGCAAGCUUAGCCACUCUUCCCCACUUGCCUGGCUCAUUUAUUGAAGUUUAAAGUAAAUGCAGACUCUGCAUGCUUGCAUUUGAGAGUAAUGGCUGACAGUAAUUUCAUUCUCUAGCUCUACAACCAAGCUUAAACUCAAUUGUGUUCUAUCCCUUUAGAAUCUGUUUUUGUUUUUAUCUUAAUCUCUUUGUUUUCCCAACCCAAAGAUGCAGUGUUUCCUUUAUAUAAUAAUAAUAAUAAUAAUAAUAAUAAUAAUAAUAAUCUUUAUUUUUAAUAUAGCGCCUUUCAUGAUAAAAAUUGCCGCAAAACGCUUCACAUGAAUAAAACAUUGACAAAUAUUAAUAAAAGAAUGCAAGAAGAACGACAAAAACAAAAGAAACACAUAGAACAAUAAAACAAGGCAGAGAAUAAAAGGAGCAUCAUUUUAGCAUAAAAACGCUCCAUUAUAAAAGUGUGUUUUUAAUCUUGAUUUAAAAGCAGUGACACUUGGUGCUUCCCUUACAGAGCUAGGCAGAUCAUUCCACAGUUUUGGAGCCCUAUAACUGAAUGCUCUCCCACCUGUGUUUUUUGUGGGACAGAAGCAACCUGGCAUUCUGUGAUCUGAGUGGGCAUCUAGGAAUAUAUUUAAAUACGAUGGUGCAAGGUCAUUUAAUGCCUUAUACAUUAAAAGCAACACCUUAAAAUCUAUCGUGAAUCCAUCAAGGAGUAAAUCCGACGUAUUACCUUGUUGCUUCUGAGAUCCCAAAAUAAUCACUUCUGUUUUAUCUGAGUUCAGCAUUAAAAAGUUUUCUUCAUGUCAGCAAGACAGGUACUCAAAAUAUUUAGAGCUGAGGUGUCACCCUGUUUCAAGGAUAAAUAUAGCUGUGUAUCAUCAGUGUAACAAUGAGAAUGAGCCCCAUAGCAACGAAUGAUAUUACACAGGCAGCAUAUACAAAGAGAACAGAGUUGGGCUCUGUGGGACCCUGCAUGUAACCUUUGACAAAAAGAGGUCUCCUCUAUUUUAACAAAUUGCAACCUGUUCGAGAGAUAGGAUCGAAACCAAGACAGAACACAACCUGACAGUCCUACUAGAUUUUCAAGAACUGCAGGAAAUUUGUUAAGUUGCUUGGCAACUACACUUUCUAAAACUGUAGACUGAAAUGGAAGAUUUGAAAUAGAGCUGUAGUUAUUAAGAACAUUGUGAUCUAAGGAAGAUUUCUUGAGCAGUGGUUAUACUCGUGCAGUCUUGAAAGAGUUAGGAACAAUACUUGAUAAAAGGGAGCUAUUAACAAUAUUUAAUGCCUUGUUAUUUAUUUUGGAGAAUAUUUCUUUAAAAAGUGGAGUAGGGAUAGAAUCUAACACACAUGUAGUGGAUUUCAUCUUCUUAACUAUUAGCCAGAUCCAUUUGACUAGUCGAACAAAAAUGCUCGAACAUGUGGAUUGCUGUCAGGCAGUAGCAUAGUUUGAUGACACAUCUAAAUUUGAUACGCGGUUGAAUAUCUGAUUCCUAAUGUCAUAAACAGAUAUGGGCAAAAGUUUAUUUUUUCUUCUUAAUGUCGAAUGAAACUUGCUGAAUAAUGUCACCUUAACAUUUAAUUACAUACCGCUUUUUGUAGUUUUCAGUAUACUUAAUGAAAAACUGACAAAUUGAAAAAUGUGACAUUUUGAACUCUAACAUGAAAUACUGUACUAUUAUCAUGGCUUCCGGUUGACUUUUGCAAUAUCAUUUUGUAGUUUCUUUGAUUACAUGAUCUUAAAUAAAAGAUCUAAAUAUGUUCAUAUAAUUUUUUUUUUUUUAAUUAUGGCCAUAGUGAGAGAAAGAGAAAUAGAUACACAACCUCCAAUUGGAAACAUGGCAGGUAGCAUCUCUACUGCGAAUUACAGAAUUAUGGUGGUGUUCUUCUACCCAGCAGUAUCUGUGAAUAAUGUUUACUCAUUUUGAUAACCCAGCUUUAUAAGCUUCAGCACAAAUGUGCACAUCCUCUCCAUCACUUGCAACUAUACAUAUACAUGAACAGGCUUUAUUUUUUCUUCCAAACCAUGUUUUGGAAUAGUGAAUAGUAAAAUGUGUCUUUUUCACACCCUAGACUACCUAACUGACUUAUACAGGAAUAGAGUACAGAUAUAAGUAUUGGUACUGUAUAUUAGAUAGAUGAGUUUACUUGUCCUCUGUUUUAAGUGGAGUUAUCUUUCCUAUACUACUAGAGCGCUACUGAAGUUUUUGGUUCUCUUUUCUACACCUGUAUACAGCUCUGCAGUGUUAAAGACGUAUGGCUGAUUUCACAGACCUUGAUCAGCACUAAUCUUGCACUACCUAUUGUAAUGUCAACUUAGGUAAGCCUGUCCGAGAUGCUUAUCAGGAUCUGUGAACCAGCCAUACUUUUUCUGAAUUGCAGUUGAUAUUUAGUUAAAAUGAGCACUCUAAAGUUAAACAAGCAAUAAUUCUACACACAGCCCAAUACGACCAGUUAAACCAGUGGCUUCAAGUCCCGACAGUUCUGGAUGUGUCCUUUGGACUGCUAUGUGGGAUAUAAGCAAAAGGAAUACUGCAUCUUUGUAUUUUAUAACAAUCCUUUGUUAUGCCCUGUCCUUAAUUCACAUACCAGCAAAUUAAACUAAAUCACCCCAAUGGCACUAACUUAUACCCUUUGUAAAGACACUACCAACCAAAAACAGACAAAUCCAGUUGCUUGUGUAGCCAAACCGACGAAGGGUUAGAAAAAGUGGUCUAGGGGCUCCCGAGUGGCGCAUCCCGUACAGGCAGUCCACCCGGAGUGCAUGAUGCGCCCUAUAGUUUGGAGAGCGCCAGUUCGAUGCAGGCUAUGCCACAUGGCCGGGAGUUCCCAGUGGGCGGCGCACAAUUGGCCAAGCACUGCCUAGGCGGGGAGGGUUAGGUCGGCUGGGGAAUCCUUGGCUCACCAUGCAUCAGCGACCCCUGUGACUGGCCAGGCGCCUGCAGGCACCCUCUAAAAAAGUCUCUACAGAGAUAUUUAAUACAUUGAAAAUGUCUGCUGGCAGUGCUGAUAUUAAGGACACUUGUUUUUUAUUUCUUUUUUUGCACCAAAUGUCUUUAUUUCUUCCUGCUUCUCUUUUACUGUUCUUUUUUCUCUUUUUUCUUUUCUCCUUUCCUCGUUUUUUUUCUUGUUUCCAGUCGACCGAGCAAGGGCAGCCCAUCCCGCCCAGAGAGCCCCCUGCCUCCACUUGAGUCUUAAUGCAGCUCCGCCCCCCCGCCCUGUCUCUCUCUCUGCCUCUGUCUCUCCAUGCAGAAAGGGGGCGGCACCACCAACUACCAGCCUAGCGGAGUGCUUUCAGUUCACCCUGCGACUUAUCCUGGGUCCUUUUCAGUGAUGCACCAGCCCUUGACACAUUUCUAAAUAAAACGUAGUUAGAAAAAAAAAAAAACAUGCUGAAGCUUCAAGCUGGACACCACUGACAAGGAAGCGAUUUCUUUCACCACACAGGAAAUGUAAUUUUGGACGGCAGGACUGUGUUAUAUGUGUAGGUGCUGGGAUCUGUUUUGUGGAAGUGUUGUACAUUUAUAACAAUUUAUGUAACCUUAUCAUACUGUCUCUUAAUACUGUAUCAUUGCCUUUGCACAAAGAGACCCCACAGGUCAAUCUUAAAACUGAUUUAACCCUAUGUGUGUGAUCCAAACCAGCCGAUCAACAAAUCAGCUGCAUUCCUCCUGUUAGGAGAAUGGUAGACUGAAUGAAAUACCAGAUUUAAAUCAAAUGCACAAUAUAUAUCUAGAUCAUCAAAUCUAGAAUCUAGCAGUCUAACAAAGGGUUAAGGUGAUGGUAUGGUAGGCUUGGGCAAUACUAACUGUACAAGGUUUUUAUUCAGCUGCUUUCGUGGCAUGGCUGUCAAAUGCUUGGGGACCAUUUUAAUCUCCCAGUGUGAUGUUCUCUGAAAACCGUAUGAUUCAAUGUUCACAGAGGCAGAAAGAUUUUAAGAUUAAGUAUGUAAAAUACAAGAAACUUUUAAUCCAUUUUCUUUAGCAGCGUUAAUUAAAUUAGAAAUGAAAUGCUUGGUUAUCGCUAAACAACCACAUGAUAUCCGUCAAAUGUGGCUUUGAUUUUAAAACAAACUACAGUACUAUCAUUAGACGGCACAAGAAGGUAAUACUAAGUGUUAUUAUUAAAGAAAGAAGCCACAAUGAUUGGUAAUGGCUUUAAAGGUUUUUUGCACUAACCUUCAAAAAGCAUGGUUUAUUAUUAUUUUAAAUGCAUUUAAAAAACAGCACACUCCCAGCCCCUCACAAUGUGGGAUUUUCACCACCUGACGUACCUUAGUCUGACCUAUCGUAGUGGGUACAAACAGGAGCUCAAAGGACAGCAUGGGCCAUCCGGUGGGAACAUCCUAAAUCACACUGGAAUAUCAACAGCCUCAGCCAAGAACACUUUUACUAAUGCCUCAAAUAGAUAUCAGCUAUCAGCCAUAAACAUCUGCAAACAUAUAAUACCUUGCCUUCAUAUAAAGCAUUUGGUCCUCAUUUAAAAAAAAAAAUAAAUAACAACACUCUCCCUUCCCGUAAAGUGUCAUGAACUAUGUGAAAUACUGUUAACAAAUAAGCCCUCAAAUUAUCACUGCACAAUCUCUCACGUUUGAAGGUUUAAAUGAUCACUACUGGAGUUUUGACUUGGCCCCUAAAGUUUAUGAGUUGAACAAACCAGCAUGUCUUGUUAACUGUUGUACCCAUGUACCCUAUUCCCCUUCCAAAUGUAGAAACAACGUAAACGUAUUUUAACAAGGACAGAUCUUAAUUGUGUUACCUAUCUUUGUGGUGCAUUUAUGGGCAUUGUGCUUCCAUUGUUUAGAGUUUAGUAAUAUAUAAGAAUAAUGAUCAUAAUGAAGUGAUUGUGUUGAAUUAAAUAAAAAACAGAAUAAAAAACUACACGUUAUAUAAAAUGUGGGAUGACUUUUUAUUCUGGGUAUUGUAACUAUUGUUUCUGAUGAACUGCAGAGAUGUAAGGAGUUCGGAUUUCUGCUUAACGAAAGUGAAUUUGUGCUUCUCUGGUGCAGAAUGUGUACUGUGUCUUAUUGCUGCUAAUUAAAUGAUGUCUGUAAAACACGGAA
Molecule: messenger RNA, 8595 nt
Organism: Acipenser ruthenus (sterlet)
Lineage: Eukaryota; Metazoa; Chordata; Actinopteri; Acipenseriformes; Acipenseridae
Product: dynamin-1
Exons: 23
Coding region: 265-2808 (847 amino acids)
Cellular component (GO): cytoplasm; microtubule; membrane
Molecular function (GO): GTPase activity; microtubule binding; GTP binding
Source: RefSeq, a predicted model, not a curated record